GUUUUAGCUGCCUUUUAAACUGCAGAGCUAGAAUUACAUAGAAUUAUAUGGAGAUCUCAUGGAGUAUUGCAAUAUUAUUAGGUCAGCUGCUCUUCAAUUCCGUAAAUUCGAAGCGCUAUCAUUACGAGAGGGAGUGUCAGUGCACGCCAUCGAAGCUUUGGCUUGACGUAGUGGUUCUGUUUGACAACUCGUUAAGCAUGGAAGAAUAUGAAUUAGGACUGAUGUUAGCCGAAACGAGCACAAUACUUGAUCCAGCAACUAUUUCGCGAGGUGAAGGCCAUCACUGCCGUGUUGGGACAAUUACUUAUGGUGGUGACGCGAAAAUUCGCAUCUGGGAAAUUGGAAUGGCAAAUGACUCGACAAAAAGCCUAACAGCAGGUUUGCUAGCAGCUGACCAGGUUUUUCGAGAAGGACGUGUAAAUGGACUUAGAAAAAACGUGAAAGAAGUCAUCAUUGUCUACGCCACCGAUUUCAAUGGGAGACAUCUCGAAGGUGCUAAAGAGCUAGCACAUCAACUCAAAAAGAGUGGAAAAAACAUUAUUAUUGUGGCCUUUGAACAAGGAGGUUCUGGCGCUUCGGAACUGAUGCAGAUUGCAAGUGAAGGGUUCUAUUUCACAAACAGAAUACCCAACUUAGCCGGUGAAAUUCAACACGCAUUGUGCGACGUUAAUUGCUUCUGCUAUGAAAUAUGGGUACAAUACAAACUCGAUGACAUAAAUUAUGGAUCAUGCCUGAGAAUAGGUGGUUUCAAACUGGACUGGGAGAACGCACACGAUGCUUGCAAACACUUGAGUCGCGGCAGAGGACAUCUGGCCACUGCUUUCGACAUUGGCAAGCACAACUUCACCGCAAUGCUGAUCCGAAACGAUCCAAGAAUAGGGGCACCAUAUAAAUGCCACAUCGGCUCAGAUCCGGAAAAGAUUUGUUUAAAAAACACAGCCCUUCCCCUUAUGUGGAACCAAGGCUUUCCUGAUCUGCGCGGCAACGCAAAAUGUGUUCUUCUCACCGCCCAAACGUCUGCUGAACUUGAGCUUGGUUGGCAGAAUGAGGUCUGUAAUUCAUGGUCGGCACGUCAUCAUUACGUUUGCCAGAUGGACGCGUGUGAUACCGAUAAUUACUGUCUACCCAACUAGCCGUUCAUGUUCCUGUAGACAUCAGAUUCAGUUCUAAAAGUAAAAUUU
This is a messenger RNA of Cylicocyclus nassatus, 1181 nucleotides long. NCBI's taxonomy places the organism in Eukaryota, Metazoa, Nematoda, Chromadorea, Rhabditida, Strongylidae. The record is from the annotation of a GenBank genome assembly.